AUGAUCAGGAAGACGAGAGGCUUGCCCGUCAUUGUCCUUGGACUCACGCUCUUCAUCUACGACCUACAGCCCGGCAUACUGACAAUACUCCACGAACGGCCUAACAGAAAGCCAAUGGUCUAUGUACUGGAUGGCAAAGACUUUGAGGACAGUGCAGACGAAGUCUUUGACGACACUACCACAGAAAUGAGAUCCAGCCUUGAGUUAAGCGCUGUAGGACUGGGUCUGCGCCUGAUCAAGAACGAUGGAAUGCUCAAGGUAAAUUAUCAAGGUGAGAAUGGCGGAGUCGUGGACUGGACAUUCCAAGGCUUGCGCUGCUCCAGUGUGGGUAGCAUGACAGCAUGUGCCUUUACGCAGACAAUGCCCGAGGUUGCUGUGCAAUCCGAAUUGUCGAACAGUACUAUCCAGACCGUGAGCACCGAUCCCAUCCUGGAACGCAUCGUUCAGCCUCCAGUGUCUGGUCUUAGCAUUAUAUCGACAACGGAAACCCGCCCCGUCAAGCCUAUAGUCAAGCCUAUGAUCAAGCCUGCGAUCACGACCAAAUUUCCAAAGGAAGAACCCGGCAUCUUUUCAUCAAUGGUCGACAAAGAGAGCGGCCUCAAACGCAAAGCGACAGAAGACGUUGAGCAGCCGAAGCCACACAAACUCGCGAAAACAUCACACGAAUCUCCUCCACCAUGGCCAGCUCAUCUAUACAUGACUUGCUGUCGCAUGCAACCGGUCUCACAGAGCCCCACCGGGAACCUGCAUAUCGAUCUCAGAGAGGGUACAGUGUGGUUCGAGGGCUGGCAUGGAAAAGCAGAGGCACGCAUAUUCGAGAAGAGACAGGUCAAUCUCCGGGAUUCAUCAGAACAACGACCGACAUCUCGCCCACCGUCAUCGUCGAUGCGAUCGUCCACUGCAUUGACCGUGCUUCAGAACGUCCACCCGUACACGACCCGGACACUGAUCAUGAGUUACAGGAAAAUCUAG
Molecule: messenger RNA, 972 nt
Organism: Alternaria viburni
Lineage: Eukaryota; Fungi; Ascomycota; Dothideomycetes; Pleosporales; Pleosporaceae
Exons: 2
Coding region: 1-972 (323 amino acids)
Source: RefSeq, a predicted model, not a curated record